AUGGCUGCCGCCCAUCUAGAGUACAUCGCCGCAGGAGGCAACAGGCAUCCAUGCGCCGCAGAUUGGACCGAGGAACUGCUUGCAUAUGGAAGUGGGCAUAAUAUCGCCAUCUGGAGACCGGAGUCCAACAGUCACCAGGGCGUUGAGACGCUACUUGCAGCCCAUACCGACAUCGUGAAUGCAGUCAAGUUGUUCAGAGAUCCAACCUCAGCAAAGCGAGUUUUGAUCAGUGGCUCUGCCGACAAGACUGUAUGCAUCUGGAUCGAGAAAACUGAUGGGAAAUUUGAGUUGGUCAAGCGCUUGACGGAACAUACUGCUUCUGUCAAUGUCGUUGGUGUUUUGCCCGAGUUCAGUGUUUUUGCUACCGGAGCCGCCGAUGCAACUCUGAAAAUCUGGAAACUGCGUGCAACCGAGACAGAGGUCGAGGUUGACCUUGUCCAGAGCAUCAUACUUGCGCCUCGCUACUUCCCUCUAGCGAUUGCAAUGGCCAAACUCCAGAGUGGUCAACUCGUGAUUGCAGUUGGCGGCACUAUGGCAAACAUUCAAGUUUAUAUGCAAAACAAGGACACUUUCACACUCGCAGCCAAGCUCACCGGACAUGAAGCCUGGGUGCGAGCAUUGGACUUUACUCGCGAGAGCUCUAAGCCCGACAGCGACUUCUUGCUCGCUUCCGCAAGUCAAGACAAGUAUAUCCGUCUCUGGCGCUUCCACGCUGGUGAGGAGCUUCCUGAAGUAGCAGCUGCAGCAAGCGACCCAGCUAUGACCGUGUUCGGCCGCUCGCUGUCUAACAAGGCCCACUGGAUCGGAGAGGGAGACUCAAAACACUCAAUCACAUUUGAAGCCCUGUUGAUUGGACAUGAGGAUUGGAUCUACACAGCUCGCUGGUUUACAAAAUCUGCACAAGACGCAGCGCCACAACUUCUCACUGCAUCAGCAGACAACUCGCUUGCCAUGUGGGAGCGUGACGCUGAUGGCUUCUGGACCUGUGCGACCAGACUGGGCGAGAUCAGUGCGCAGAAGGGAUCAACCACUGCGACAGGAAGCACAGGUGGUUUCUGGAUCGGACUGUGGUCCCCUUCUGGCAACACAGUGGUCAGUCUGGGAAGGACAGGAAGUUGGCGCGCAUGGUCUUACAAUACUGCUGAAGACCGUUGGUUGCGCGAGCUUGGAAUCUCUGGCCAUGUGCGUGCGGUCAAGGAUAUCGCAUGGUCAAACGAUGGCACCCAACUCAUGUCCACCAGUUCAGACCAGACCACCCGCCUCUUUGCUCAAUGGAAGCGAGACGACGCAACCACAUGGCACGAAAUGGCGCGUCCCCAAAUCCACGGCUACGAUCUAAACUGUCUAUCCGCCAUCGGCGCAACCCAAUUCAUCUCAGGCGCAGACGAGAAACUCCUCCGCGUGUUCAACAAGCCCAAAGCAGUUGCCCACCUGCUCGCCAAACUUGGUGGUACUGCAGAAGACGCAGCAGACGCAGACCUCCCGGACGCAGCAAACAUACCCGUCCUCGGUCUCAGCAACAAAGCCAUCAAUGCCCUCACCCCCGAAGAAGAAGCCACCGCCGAACCCUCGGAAGAAACCACCAUCACAAAAUCAACAUUGGAUCUCUCACACCCGCCGUUUGAAGACCAUCUAGCCCGCCACACUCUCUUCCCCGAGCUCGAGAAACUGUACGGACACGGUUAUGAGAUUUCCUGCGUGGCUGCUAGCAAUGAUGGCAGUUUGAUAGCUACAGCUUGCCGUGCUAGUUCAAUCGAUCACGCGGUAAUCAGACUCUACGAAACAAAAGAGUGGAGAGAAGUCAAACCGCCAUUGAGCGCCCACUCUCUAACUGUUACCUCACUCGCUUUCUCUGCAGACGACAAGUAUCUCCUCAGUGUGGGCCGCGAUCGCCAAUGGGCACUAUUCGCCCGCUCUUCAGCCACCAACACCUACUCCCUCGCAACCGCAAACCCCAAAGGCCACAGUAGAAUGAUACUAUCUUGUUCAUGGGCUGGACGCUCCGCAAGCCACAUCUUCGCCACCGGCGGCAGAGACAAGAAUGUAAAGAUUUGGGCUGUGGAUGCUUCCUCAGAGACCGUGAACGCGGACCUCAAACUCGCCAUCCCUACCUCUGCACCUGCCACUUCUGUCGCUUUUUACACUGGCGAUGGUGCUGGUUCUGGGACUGUCAUCUUGGCUGCGGGAACUGAAGAUGGCAGUGUUACGGUGUUUACCAUCAGCAUGCAUGAUUGGGCUGUCAAGAAUACUUGCAAGAUUGGAGAGUAUAUGCAACCUUCCGGUGCUAUCAAUGCACUGAGAUGGCGACCCCAAGUGCAAGGAGAAGAAACAAAAGCACAAUUGGCCGUUGCAAGCGAGGAUCUCAGUGUCAGAUUGUUCGGCUUUGAAAGAUUGAUUGGUUAG
This is a messenger RNA of Aureobasidium uvarum, 2403 nucleotides long. The record is from the annotation of a GenBank genome assembly. NCBI's taxonomy places the organism in Eukaryota, Fungi, Ascomycota, Dothideomycetes, Dothideales, Saccotheciaceae.